UCCUUUACCUCCACUAUAAAGCCUCUUGGGUUCUCAAGCACUUAGACUCAGAGCACCCUACCCUGGGGGUCAGCAGACAGCCAUGAUGCUCAACUGGAAGCUGCUGGGGCUCCUGGUCCUUUGCCUGUGUGCUGGAGGCAUCUCAGGCAGUGGGGACCCCUCUCCCAGACCCACAGAAGCCCAAGAAGAGGAGGACUCCUCGGCAUUGCCCCUGGGCCCCCCAAUUCCUGGGGACCCCUGGCCAGGGGUCCCUCCUCUGUUUGAUGAACCUCCACCCCCAGGCCCCAACCGUCCCUGGAGAGACCUACCUGAUGCUGGUGUCUGGCCCCCAGAGCCCCCUAGCACCAAUCCCCCUCAACCUCCUCUGCCUGAUGACCCCUGGCCAGCAGGAACCCAGCCCCCAGAAAACCCCUGGCCACCUGCCCCUGAGAUGGACCAUGGAUCUCAGGAGGAGCCAGACCUUGACCCACCCCAGGAAGAGUACAGAUAGGGAGGAGCCCCAGGGAACUUGGGUGAGCGUCCUCAGAACACACCCAAGCCCACCUCUUUCCUCUGCUGCCCCCUUAGAAUCUCAAUUUUUCCUAAUUGCUUAGCUCGCUACCUAAGGCUCUGGUUGGAUUGUGUUCAGGUGUCUAUGUUCUGCAACCCCCAUCCCCCUCACCUUGAGGUCCAGGUUCAGCCCCUAACCCCCCCUCACCUUGA
Molecule: messenger RNA, 702 nt
Organism: Peromyscus californicus insignis
Lineage: Eukaryota; Metazoa; Chordata; Mammalia; Rodentia; Cricetidae
Gene: Psors1c2
Product: psoriasis susceptibility 1 candidate 2
Exons: 2
Coding region: 83-490 (135 amino acids)
Source: RefSeq, a predicted model, not a curated record